Sitodiplosis mosellana (orange wheat blossom midge) is the source of this 1965-nucleotide messenger RNA. RefSeq names its product zinc finger imprinted 3-like. The record is from RefSeq and is a predicted model, not a curated record. NCBI's taxonomy places the organism in Eukaryota, Metazoa, Arthropoda, Insecta, Diptera, Cecidomyiidae. The transcript is spliced from 3 exons. Bases 55 to 687 code for a protein of 210 amino acids.
CUGUCCAUUGUAUAUAUAUAAAACAAGAAGAAAUAUCAAAGAAGGAAGAGAAACAUGGAUUUUUGUCGUAUUUGUGCCGUUGAUAUCCCUGAGGACACACAACCGUUUGACAUUGCAAAUUUGGAAAAAGAAUUUUCAUUCAUUAACACUGAAAAUAUUGAGAGAGAGAACCAACUCGUCAUUUGUAAUGAUUGCCUACCAAUGAAAAUUACUCGAGCAUUAAUCAAGAAGGCAAAAGAGAGAAAACAUUUAGUACGGAAGAAGAUACAGGAUGCGGUAUCUAAAUGUGCCACAUGCCAAAAAUUCCAAUGCACCUGUGACGAUGCCAAUAUUAACUACACCCAAAACGAGACCAUUGUUGAUCAGAACGCGGCAAUCGGUAAUCAAAGUCUAGUAACGGAUGAUAAGACAAGUGAUGUGUCAAAGCAAUUUCAAUGCGAUGCAUGUGCAUGCAGUUUUCAAACACAUGAUAUGUUGAAAGGUCAUAAUCAAGUCAAACACAAACAAGUCAAACCCAAGUUUAAAAGCUUGAAAUGUCCAAAAUGCGAUCGAACAUUCCGUAAAAAACAGAAUUUGAAAGAACAUCUUCAGAAACACUGCAAAUCCAAAAAGUUUAUUUGCGAUAUAUGCAAACGCAAAUUUCAAUUUAAAACUUCGUUACGCUCGCAUAUGGGCAAGGGUCAGUAAGACGAAACCACGCAAAAAAUGUUUCUAAGGAGCAAAAAAGUAUAUUAACGUCGUUCGAUCGCAAUGAAUUUUUGCAUAGCUUAAUUAUUUCAUAAAACUUAUAUUCUCUGAAAAUUUUAUCCAAUUCGGAUAAUUUUUUCAUAUGAAAAUCUACAAAUUUUCGAUUUUUUUCCGAUUUUUGUAACGUUACCGACCGUUUUUUGAAAGCACAAGAUUUCUACUAUGCUUUUACAAAACUACAAGAACCUUUACAUAUUUUUGUAGAAAUGGGCCAAAACUUUAAUAAUAAAUUCGAGAAAAUAUGAUUUUUAUUUUCUUUUCUGGUUUUUGGAGCACUCAAAUCGCACGUGUAACGUUACCGAUUUUUUUUGUAACGUUACCGAUUCUACGCCUACUGGGUCCAGAGACCACCAAAACAGUUUUUCAUGCACACCCUGUAUUUCUAUCUUUUCUUUGAUCCUUCAUCUACGAUAUAAUGAGUGACAACAGAUUUAUGCCUGGGUAGAUUCGCUAAUUUUCAUAAAAACGUUGAGCAACCUCGCAAAUCACUUCCAAAAUUUUGUAACGUUACCGACGCCUUUAAUCGUUCAUAAGUCCAAUACUAUAGGUGAUAAAAAUAAAAACUUUUCUUUGAAAUGUGUGGUAUGGGCAGCACUAUCAUAUGCACUUUUGAAAUUUUGGGUUUUCAUUAUUAUUUUCAGAGAUAUGGGCGAAAUAGGCGUGCGAAUUGUAACGUUACCGACCUGACCCUCGCCCAUAUGCAUAUACAUUCUCUCAGAUUCAUAUGUCAAAAGUGCAGAAAACCGUUUUCAAGAAAACAAAUAUUGGAAAAACAUUUAUUGAGAGCCACCUGUUCCGACCCACGCAAAAAGGAACAGAACGAAACAAACAAAAGAAGAACAGGUGAAGCGACUGGUGAAUCAAAUCAAACGAAAAUGGACGGAAACUGACAUGAUUCCUGGAGAAAGUGCGUCAAAGUCAAGUUCGAAGACAUCGUCAAUGAAUUUGACUAAGAAAAGUGAAUCGAAAAAAGACGAGCGGGAAAGAAAACGCAACAGACGUGACGAUAGUGGCAGUUCAAGCGCAAAAUGAAUCAUAUCCCCUACAUCGACCGACUACGACCGAUGCACUUCGUUGAAAGUGCAGUGAAAUUAUGACCAAAUGGAAAUCAUCGACUUGUUUAGUUUGUAGAAUUUUAAUAGGGCCUGUUGAACUACAAUCGUUUACAUCACACAGUGUUUACGUCGAAUUUUCAUUAUGUUCAAUCGAUUAAUGCUG